This is a messenger RNA of Dreissena polymorpha, 681 nucleotides long. RefSeq lists its product as uncharacterized. Lineage: Eukaryota; Metazoa; Mollusca; Bivalvia; Myida; Dreissenidae. The transcript has 4 exons. Bases 49 to 561 code for a protein of 170 amino acids. The record is from RefSeq and is a predicted model, not a curated record.
AACUAUGCAGGUAAUAUUAUUGUAUAUACAAUUCUAGACAGAACCACCAUGAGCAAGAUAAAUGGCGAUUCCAACUUUGCACUGGACAGAACCGAUUGGUGUAUGAGGAUUGUGUGUCUGAUCAUAUUUUAUGAAGCAGGUGUUUCAGCCAUACAAAUAGACGGUCCAUUGGAGCCCGCAGAUGGAAGUAACGUAACUCUUACAUGCAUUGUCAAGGGAAGUUUUCGAUUCAUGUUUCUAAAUUCCGAUAAUGUUCGGACCGCUAUCGGGGAAUGUACAGCAUUUGAUGACUGCUACUUAUAUAGCUCUGCGCUGAGAGACCAAUAUGAGAUCACCAAAACGGAUGAAGGAGCAACACUAACAAUAAUCAAUAUUGACGGAUACAGAUUUGGCGUGUAUUCCUGUUCUGCAUUGUUCAAUGCCACCUUGUCUGACAGCAUACGUUUACAACAAAAGCCACAGUCAAUGGAUUUUACAAAUACGUGUACAGAUUCCCGCCGGCAUUCACUGUUGUUAUCGGUGAUUUUGUUGUUUUUAUAUUGUGAUUAUACUUGUUUAUGAACGUCGAAGGGGUUCGUGGUCACUCUGGUUGUAACGAUACAUUUUAACACAUGAAUGGGUUCACUUCAUGUCCAAUAAUUUAUUCUAACGCAAUGCAUGCCGAUUAUAAAUAUAUGAAUA